AUGAGGGGCCUCGGCAAAUAUUGUGAGCAAGUAGCAGCAAUAACCGAAGGAGCUACCGCCGCCCAGAUCACCCCAGAAGUAGCAAAAGUUGCCUCCCAUCUAACAGUAUAUCAGCGAACCCCAAACUGGGUGAUCCCCCGAAUGGACGGCCCAGUAUCACCCUUCCAAAGAGCGCUAUUCAAAUAUGUCCCACCUCUCCAUUGGCGCAAACGCGCCCUGCAAAUGGACUUCCGCGAAGCCUUCCACGCAAUCAUCCGAGACGACAACUCAGAUGUUGCCCACAUGAUUCGGAACAUGUGUACCGGGAGUAUGAAAGCCCAACUCGCAAGCAAACCUGAGCUAUGGGAGAAGUUGACUCCGGACUAUGCACCGGGCUGCAAGCGGAUCAUCAUCACCGAUGAUUACUAUCCCACUCUGGCGCGGGACAAUGUCGAGUUGGAAACAAGGCAGAUUACACAUAUCACUGAGACAGGGAUUGAAGUUGAGGGCUUUGAUGAGCAGGAAUACGAUGUUAUCAUUCUCGCUACGGGCUUUAGGACGGUGGAAUUCAUGCAUCCGAUUCAGAUCCAUGGUGCUAAUGGGCGUUCAUUGCAAGAUAUCUGGAAGGAUGGGGCUGAGGCGUAUAACGGGGUUACAGUUGAGGAUUUGCCGAACUUUGGGAUGUUUUAUGGUCCUAAUACCAAUCUUGGACAUAACUCAAUCAUUCUAAUGAUAGAGGCGCAGUCUCGAUAUUUGAAUGGGAUGGUUGGGGAAGUGAUUCGUGCUCGACACCAGGGUCAAACAUUAUCUUUGAAGCCAAAGCUAGCAGUACUGAAGAGUUUUAAUGAAGAGCUUCAAACUGCUCUGCGAAGUACCAGCUUCGCAGAUCCCAAUUGCAGCAGUUGGUACAAGAGAGAUGACGGUGUCAUCACGAACAACUGGUCUGGAACUGUUGUCGACUAUCAGGUUAAUCUGUCAAAGGUGCAGUGGCAAGAUUACGAUGUCGACGGUACCGGAAAAAGUGGUGUUGAGCACAAGACUGCUACGAAACUUGGCCGUGUUCGAGAAGAAACUUUACUUGGUAAUACUACAUUGUUGAUGGUAGGUACCGUGAGUGUUCUGUCCGCAGUUGGCUAUUUACUCGCUCGAUCAAAGCUGGUCAAAGCCCGCUGA
Molecule: messenger RNA, 1152 nt
Organism: Penicillium nucicola
Lineage: Eukaryota; Fungi; Ascomycota; Eurotiomycetes; Eurotiales; Aspergillaceae
Product: flavin-containing monooxygenase
Exons: 3
Coding region: 1-1152 (383 amino acids)
Source: RefSeq, a predicted model, not a curated record